AUGGAAAGCAACAAGAGAAUUAAGCUCGAUAUGAAACAAGUGUGUACUCAUUCCGGCUCUUUCCAUGCCGAUGAAUCAUUAGCUGUCUAUAUGCUUCGUUUACUUCCUCAAUGGAAGGACAGUAAAUUGGUGAGAUCCAGAGACCCUGCCGUUUGGGAGGAAAGCGACAUUGUUAUUGAUGUUGGUGGGAAAUAUGACGGUGUUAAGUUCUUUGACCAUCAUCAACGUGGAUUUGAAGAAGUUUUCGGUCAAGGAUUCGUUACCAAGUUGUCAUCUGCUGGUUUAAUUUACAAGCAUUUUGGUAAAGAGAUUAUUUCUGAAAUCACUGGUGUUACAGACACCAAAGACUUGGAUUUGUUAUACAAGAAAGUCUAUGGCGAGUUUAUUGAACUGUUGGAUGCCAACGACAACGGUAUUAACAACUACGAUGCUAGUGUUGAGCCAAAGUUCAAGGAUAAGUGUAUCACGUUACCUCGUUUGGUCAGUCAAUUGAACCCUAGAUGGAAUGAAAGUAGUACAGAUGCUGAUUUUGAUAGACAAUUUGGCUUAAGUAGUGAAUUGAUGGGUACUAGUUUUGUCAACUAUGUUGUUGGAUUAGGAAAAGGAUGGCUACCAGCCAAGUCCAUUGUUUCAGAUGCCUUUGAUGCUCGUUUUGAAAUUGACCCUAGUGGAGAAAUUUUGGAGUUAAGCCAAUUUUGUCCAUGGAAGGAACACUUGUAUCAUGUUGAGAAGAACAAUAAUAAAGAGGGCCAAACAAAGUUUGUUAUCUUUGCUGAUUCUUCAGGCAAAUAUAGAGUUGCCACCGUUUCUAUCACCAGUACACUGUUUGAAUUCAGAAAGGGUUUACCAGAAAGAUUAAGAGGAUUAAGAGACGAGGAAUUGAGCAAAGAAAGUGGCAUUGAACAAUGUAUUUUCGUUCAUGCUAGUGGAUUUAUUGGUGGCACCCAUACACGUGAAGGAGCACUUGCCUUGGCUAAGUUAGGAUUAGCGGAAUAG
Lizanozyma spartinae is the source of this 996-nucleotide messenger RNA. RefSeq lists its product as uncharacterized. The record is from RefSeq and is a predicted model, not a curated record. Gene Ontology annotation, cellular component: cytoplasm; nucleus. The transcript has a single exon. The coding region runs from base 1 to 996 and encodes 331 amino acids. Lineage: Eukaryota; Fungi; Ascomycota; Pichiomycetes; Serinales; Debaryomycetaceae.